AUGGCUGACGCAGAGCACCCAUCGACCAAGCGUUCUCGCUUCGACCAGAAGGAGCCGGAGCCGAGAAAAAGCUCUCGAUUCGACCGACGCUCCCGCUCGCCACCAGCCCACCGCACAGCCGACGCUCGCGAUCGCAGCCCUCGCUCGCAGGAUACGCCCGAGCCCAGGAAGCCGUCUGUCGAUCCCGCAGCCGCCGCUGCCGCGGCCGCGGCCCGAAUCAAUGCGCAGCUCCAGGCUCGCAAAGGUAUUCAGCACGUCGACGUACCGCCCAUCAGGUCCGAGCAGGCCUCGGCGCCGCCAUCGUCGGCAAAAGCCACGGCUCCCUCGUCUGCCUCGGUCACUCAUCGGCAAAUCGAUGGCGAAAUGUACGUUUCGGACGGCGACUUCAUCAAAGACAUCGAAAUCAACGACUUUCGAAAUCGCUACACGCUCACCAAAUACCCUGCUCAGAAUAUGAUCAAGGACGAAACCGGUGCUGACGUAACUACCCGUGGCAGUUACUAUCCGAACAAGAACAUGGCGACUGCUGCGAACCCGCCUCUGUACCUGCACGUCACCAGCCGCACCAAGGAAGGCUUGGACGCUGCCGUGGCCAAGAUACAGGAGCUCCUUCAGCAAGAUCUCCCCCAGUUGGUGGAUGAACGGCGGUUCAGGAGACGAGACCAGGAGCAACCGCAUGUGGAGCGUGACGAGUUUGGCCGACGCAAGUGGCCCGAGGACAAGGUGCCAAUCGGCCUUGAGUCGAUGCCCGGCUUCAACAUCCGUGCUCAGAUCGUCGGCUCGGGCGGCUCCUAUGUGAAGCAUAUUCAAAACGAGACGGGUUGCCGUGUGCAGAUCAAGGGCCGCGGAUCCGGUUACGUGGAAUAUUCCACCAAUGCCGAGAGCGAGGAGGAAAUGUUCCUUCACGUGACUGGACCAGAAAUCCAGAUGGUGGAAAAGGCCAAAGGGCUCUGCCAGGACUUGGUCGACUCUGUCAAGGAGCAGCAUGAAGCCCACAAGAACCGACCACCGCGUUCCGACGAUCGUGGUAGCUACGGCGGCGGCGGUGGGGGAGACUAUUAUCGCGGUGGCAGAUCUCACGAUCACCAGUCUUCGCAUUCCUCCUAUGGCCGGCAUGGAUCCGGCGAUGCGGCGGCGCCUGGAAGCCCCAGCGGUGCCAACAACGCCAACAGCACCGCUGGUUCCACCGACUGGUCGCAGUACGCGCAGUACUAUGCCAACGGCGCCGACCCGUAUGCGCAGUACGGAGGCUACGCCAACUACGUUGCGUGGUACAACUACUACUAUGGACAGGGCCAGGGCCAGGGCCAAGGGCAGAGUCCGGGCGCUCCGCCUCCCCCUCCGAGCGACGCGGCGCCUCCGCCUCCGCCUCCGCCUUCCGACGUAACCCCGACCGCACCAGGGUCGAACCCGCCUCCGCCUCCGCCGCCUCCUCCCUCCUCUGGGGGCGACUACAACGCGUACCCCAUCGAGCCGCCCUUCUCCUCGACGACAAGCAAGUCUGCUCCGGCGCCGGCCUCCCUCGCCUACUCUUCCUCGGCCGACACCAACUCGUCGCCCUUUCUCCUGAGCCCGAUCCUCAACCUCCCCGUGUCGUUUGGCUCGACAUACGUCGGCGAGACGUUCAGCUGUACGCUCUGCGCCAACAACGACCUGCCGGCCGAUGCGACGAAGCAAAUUCGCGAUGUGCGCAUCGAGGCCGAGAUGAAAACGCCAGGCCUCGGCGCCGCCCACAAGCUCGAGGCGAACGCCGGCGUGACGGGCUCGACGACGAACACCACGGGCGGGACGGAUCUCGCGGCCGGAGGGACAUUGCAAAAGGUGGUCUCGUUCGAUCUCAAGGAGGAGGGGAAUCACGUGCUCGCCGUGACGGUCAGCUACUACGAAGCGACGGAGACGAGCGGACGGACGAGGACGUUUAGGAAGCUCUAUCAAUUCAUCUGCAAAGCUUCCCUCAUCGUACGUACCAAGGUCGGGUCGUUGCCAGCAAGCGGCGAGGGGCGGAGAAGAUGGGUGCUCGAGGCGCAGCUGGAGAACUGCAGCGAGGGCCCGGCGCAGCUGGAAAAGGUCAUCAUGGAGCUUGAGGACGGAUUCGAGUAUCAAGACUGCAACUGGGAGGCAAGCCACAGCGAGAAGCCCGUGCUGCAUCCCGGCGAGGUGGAGCAAUUGCCUUUGGCGUCUUGGGCAUCGGCUGGAGGGGGGAAAUGGGAAACAGGGGAUUCCUGUCGACAGGCAAGCUCGGGGCUCGGGUGGCAAGCUGAGCGGCGGGAAGCAAGGUCGCAAGAGGGAUUUUCGCCCAGGAAGGGCGCCAAUGCUCGCCAAGGGGAGAUGACGGAUACGAGUAACGGGUACCGGCACGAGGUACGAGGCACGAAGCAGCACGACGAUUGUGCCGGCGGCACAGUGACGAGAGAAAGCAGUGGCGGCCAGCAGGCAGCGCUCAGGGUGGCGGCAGCGGUCCUGGGCAAGGAGCGCGGACGUCGCCGCACGACUACACAAGGCCAAGACGACGAGCGUAAGCGAGUUUUCAAGGUUACCGAAGUAGAACCAGGAACGACAUGA
This is a messenger RNA of Drechmeria coniospora, 2562 nucleotides long. RefSeq lists its product as uncharacterized. The transcript is spliced from 10 exons. Gene Ontology annotation, cellular component: nucleus. The record is from RefSeq and is a predicted model, not a curated record. Lineage: Eukaryota; Fungi; Ascomycota; Sordariomycetes; Hypocreales; Ophiocordycipitaceae. The coding region runs from base 1 to 2562 and encodes 853 amino acids. Gene Ontology annotation, molecular function: RNA binding.